AUGGGCUUCGAGCCCGUUACAGCAACGGCUUAUCAAAUUGCGCAUCUGGGCGGUUUGGUUCUUGGGCGAACCAUUGUACCUGCAGUCUAUCAUCAAACACGGCCGAUGGCGCCCUCUGAUAAUCAGGGCUCGAUACGAGUUGACUAUCCACUUUCUCCAGGUGCAUAUACGGCCAAACAGUUGGUUGCAGCGGUAUCGCCACUCUUGGAGACUGUUGUUUGUGCUCUUGGUCAAAGCAGCCCUCCAGAAGAUUCUCCUCUUGAGACCCUGCUCGGCGGACUUACAGCAAUCCUCUCUACCUCUGGAAGAGUCUCAUCACUUCCCUUAUCCUACGGGGCAUCCGAUACAUCACGAAGAGAAAUUGCAGGACAGGCUCAAAUCAUUGGAACGGUUUUGGUUCAACAUGCUCGAGAUGCUUUCAGUCUCGAAAAGGCCGAUGCAAAUUUCAGAAUACGAAGCCCUUGUGAAGGUCAUCUAUGGACAUCGGCGGUGGUUUCUCUUCUUAUGGGUUCGAGGAGCAAUCGUUACUUAAUGGAGUUAUACAACGAAUGGCUUCAUCAGAUGAUUCUUCUUCGAGACCUGCUUUUGCCCUUCGAGAAUUAUGACGAAGUGCCCUUGAUAAUCACAACAAAAGCCAAAAAGGGGCUUCGAGGAGCUGAAGAGCCACGAAAGAGGUUCCUCUUGCAAUGUCUCACUGGCGCAACCCCUUACUUGGCAAUUGUCAAUCUUGCCAAAACCUUUACAGCGCCAGAUCUUCUAAGUGGUGGCUACGGAUUCCAAUACUCGCAAGGAUUGGUCCUUCCAGCAUUUCUUUCGGGAUCCCGAUCUUGCUACCUUCUUCGCUAUCAUCCAGCGCGACUUGAAGACACUAGCAGCAACCUGCUUUUCGACUAUGAGCAUCAAAACUACUAUACUGCUCCCCAAAACAAUAUUUCUGAGCCUGAAACAGUUGUAGCUCCUGGAGCUUGGCCUCCACCAUCACUUUUCGCUCUCAAACCACAAAGCACGAAAUGCUCACUCGAGGUCAAUGCUGGUAGCGAUUCCACCAGACGCAUUCUCAAGUUGCAGGUGGAUAUAGACCGCGGCACAUUGGUUUCCGUCGAUAUUGGUCAAAUUUCUCGGGGCCAACGUUACGUUCAUCAUAUCAACUUAUCCACGAGACCAAUUUCGAGUCACGAAGGCCCAAACGGUACUAUAUCCAAUGGUGAAAACAAGACUUCUUCGAAGAAAGACCAAACAGAACGUAGCGUUUUCGAGAGUCGGUUCACCAGAAAAUCACCUGAAUUAUCAGAGAGUCGACCGAAAUCAGCUUCGAAUAUACAUGUCUUCCUCCAUAAAGCGUCUAAUAUUCUUUCGCAGCCUGGGCUUGUCACUUUAUUAUCCCACAAACCUAGCUCUGAUAGUCUGACGAACGACGCAAAUUCGAUCCAUAUCAUCCCAGCAAAAAACCAAGUAAUCGGGUUUGCACUUCUUGGAAAAUUGUACCCGGAGAAUGUAGUGCUCCUAAACGAGAACCAGGCACCUGAGACCGCAAAUAUCGUAGGGAAGAACUUUGGUGCUCGCUUUGUCAUAAUGAAUUUUGAAAAUCAUCGUCCUCCUCUUAGUAAUGAUGAUAUAACUUAAAGGUACAUUGAAAAUCAGAUUAUGUAUAGUCUGAAGAAUAAGUUGUUUGAUGGAUCCGGGUGGUGUG
Messenger RNA from Pseudogymnoascus verrucosus, 1690 nucleotides. RefSeq lists its product as uncharacterized. NCBI's taxonomy places the organism in Eukaryota, Fungi, Ascomycota, Leotiomycetes, Thelebolales, Thelebolaceae. The record is from RefSeq and is a predicted model, not a curated record. The transcript has a single exon. Bases 1 to 1623 code for a protein of 540 amino acids.